AUGACUGAAAGUGAUGAACCCCAAAGCCCUAUUGCGCCCGAUGCUGGUGACGACAAGACGGUUCCCGAGGGACCUCGCCAACGCAAGCUGCCCGCCUUUCUGGACCACUUCAACAAGCGCGACCUCAAGGUAGUCUUCCGCUGCUGGAUCGCCACCUGGGCCGCGACGCUCCUCAUCUUCAUCCAGCCGUCGCUCGACAAGAUCGGCAUCGCCACCUUCUUCGCCGCUCUCACGCUCUACAUUGCCCCUCCCGCCACCAUCCUGCUGCCGUACCUGCUCUCCGUCGCGUCCGCCCUCGUCGGCAUGUGCCUGGCCUGGGCGUGGAGCCUUCUCACUAUGAAGGCGGCCCUGGCGGCGCGGCCCGCGUCCGACACCAGCGCCCGGCUCGCGGCCCUCGAGCAGGCCGCCGCGCAGAGGGCCAGCCAGUCGGGCACGCUCCCCGCAGACGAGGCCAAGAUUUUGGUCCUCGAUGGCUUCAUGCUGGAUGCGCGCGUCACCGCCGUCUACUAUGUCAUGAUUUGCGUCUUCAUCUACGCCCUGGCGCGCCUGCGCCUGACAAACCCGAAGCUCAGCUUCAUGCAGAUUUUUGGCACCAUCAUCUCCGACAUCUUCUUGCUCAAUGCGCCGGGCCUGCCGUACUUUGAUGGCGGCAUUGCGAGCGUCCUCGUCAAGCCCGGGACCAUUGGCGUUGGUCUCGGCGCCGCUUCCUGCGUCUUGUUCUUUCCCCAGUCUACCUCGAAUGCCAUCAUGCUUAAAAUGGAGACUCUGCUUGCCACGUUCAACGCGUCGAUCGCGGUUACCAACAAGCGCUUGCGUAGCGAAUACGUCGACCUGGCAGGCCUCAAUGCGGGCCGCGCACAGUCCAUUGGCGUAUGGAAAGCCAUGCAGCCGCUGAUGUCACUCCUUCCUCUCGACAUUUCUCGCUGUUGUUGGAGUGCUGACGAUCUUGUGGAAUUGCACAAGGCCCUCCAGCAAACGAUGCGCAAGAGCGUGGCGCUGAUGGACUUGCAUAUUGCGGCACUCUCUGCUGCUGACCAAGAUCAGAUGCUGAGGCUUUAUCGGGAGGAGCAGGCCGAAGAUGCGACGGUAAAUAACGGUACAGUUCGUCCAGGCCAUCAUCAUUUGCACGAGCUGGCAACAAUCAUGAGUGCCUUGCAUGGAACGGACUACAGUGCCCUCCCAGAGGGCACCGCGGCGCUCUGGGACAGCCCGUCGCGGCUGCUCACAACGUGUGCUGAGUCUAUUGACCUUGGCGUUGGUUGUAUUCACGAAAUCAAUAGCUGCCGAUGGAUUAAAAAGCUGCACAAGGAGACGGCGAGUAGUUUCGUGAGCGAGUUGCAAGGCAAGUCGGAGGAGCUGCGCCUUCUCCGAGAACGCUGCGCUGCAGACACACCUGAAGCCCUGAUACCGAACUGUGAGAGUCUUUUUGACGAUGGUGGCUACCUUCGGAGCGAUGGUGGUGAGCCAAGCGAUCCGAUGCCCCUUCGCGACAUUACAACUAUUCUAGCACUUAACCAGCACAUAAUCGACUUUUCUGUCGCGCUUGGGGCGUCAAUCGACCAAUUGGCCUUUCUUAUACGCAAAAGGCCGGAGAGCCGCACAUGGAUGCCCAUUACCAUACAACAUGCCGUGACCUGGCUUAUCACCCCAAAAUCGUCCGACCAAGCGUUGGGAAGCGGUUUCGCCACGGACCACAGCCCAAGCUUGACCGAGGCAAAAACUGUCGUAACCAGACGUGCAAGUAAUCUCAAAAACCUCAAGAAUGUCGGUGACCUCCGGCGAAACGGCAUGCCAAAAUCCCGCUCCAGCAAAAUCAUCAUCACGAUGUACAGGUGGCUGACGAACCCUGCUGGUAUGUAUGCGGCACGCUUGGUAAUUGUCACCGUUGUCACGUCUAUUCCCUCGGCGAUACCUCACAGCGCCGGCUUCUUUUAUCGCGAAAAGGGCAUCUGGGCUGUCAUUACCGCCCAGCUGACACUUCUCCCCUUCAUGGCCGACUUUGUCGUCUCCAUUGUGUCGCGUGCGCUCGGCACUGUGGCCGGCGGCGCUUUGGGCAUGCUCGCUUGGUACGUGGGCUCCGGAUCCGGAGCUGGUAACCCCUACGGUUUGGGGGCUACCACGGCCGUGAUGACGGUGAUUCUCGUAUGGCUGCGCAUCUGGGGCCCCCAUAUGCUUACCGUUGCAAGCAUCAUGUGCGGCGCAACGUUUGUGCUAGUCAUCGGCUUCAGUUAUGACAACCACCACAUCUAUCAAUACGGACUCCCGGGACAGGGCUAUGAGGCGUUUUGGAAACGUGUCGUCACCGUUUUCAUCGGGCUUCUCGCUGCUGCUAUCGUGCACAUUUUCCCCAAACCCACGUCGGCCACGAGCCACGUUUGUCACGUCUUGGGCAAGUCAGUGCGCCGCAUGUCUGAUCAGUACGCCAUCUUGCUUGUGUCUCAAAAACGGCCCGCCGAAAAUAGAAGCCUCUGUGCCCUUGCUGAGCGUGACUCGCUUGAUCUUGGACACUCGCUGUCUCUCCUGGGUCCUUCCAUUAAUUUAGUCAAAGCUGAGAUGAGCUUUGGCCCAUUUGAUCAGAAGACGUUGCAAAAAGCUCUCGAGGAAUGCCACAAUCUAAACCGUUCCCUCAGCCGGCUCCUGAGCAUCGCCCAUAGUCUACCGCCAGACUUGAAAUACCGGUUCGAAACCGUCAGCGGCCUGGUUGACGAUCAUGUUAUUGGCGACAUCAUGGCUGUUCUUCAUAUCAUCCAGCAAUCAUUCGAGAACGGAGAUCCGCUGCCUGAAAGGCUUCCCACCCCGCUCACUCGAACGUUUUAUCAUGCAUGGGAGCAGAAGAAGCAAGCUGUUGUCAAUAAGGCGCACCUGCGGGACGAAAGCUAUCCUCAGUACUGUAUUGCGAUAUCCUCGUAUAUCAAAUUCCUAUCCACUGUCGACAAUCUUGUCCUCAUUCUCACGGAAACACUAGGAGAGUCUCAUAUUUUGUUCGGCUGGGGGCUGGAGAACCUGCGCGCGUUCACACUUGAUUUGCAUAAAUUCGGUGGUCCAGCACAGUACGAAGGCGGCGAGCUACACAGGAGCCCUGACGGCCAAAAUAUUGGUACCACUGCUUGUCGGCUACCUGAUACAGAGAGUUUGAGUACCAGUACAAAAAGGAAACUUGCGGCCAGUGUGACUCGAACACACGACCUUCAGAUAGGUAUCUAA
This is a messenger RNA of Cordyceps militaris CM01, 3204 nucleotides long. RefSeq lists its product as uncharacterized. The coding region runs from base 1 to 3204 and encodes 1067 amino acids. The transcript is spliced from 3 exons. The record is from RefSeq and is a predicted model, not a curated record. NCBI's taxonomy places the organism in Eukaryota, Fungi, Ascomycota, Sordariomycetes, Hypocreales, Cordycipitaceae.